Molecule: messenger RNA, 2406 nt
Organism: Oldenlandia corymbosa var. corymbosa
Lineage: Eukaryota; Viridiplantae; Streptophyta; Magnoliopsida; Gentianales; Rubiaceae
Source: the annotation of a GenBank genome assembly
AUGGAUGUAGUACAAAAUAGCAGGGUGUCGGCCGGGAGCUUAAGCGCCAAACAACCUGCUUUAGAAGUUGAGAAUGGUUUUGUAUCUGGGAAUCAUCCUUGUGAAUCGACCAAGAUUUCUGAUUAUGAAUCAUCCCUACCAAAUAAACCUUCAGAUUGUCUUCGAAAUGUUGAAACUGAGCCAUUGCUGCAGAAGCAAGAUGGUGACUAUCCCACCAAAACAGGGAUACUGUCAUCUGAGCUUACCAAUCUUCAGGAAAGUGGACAAGUUUUGGUAUCACCAGGUGAAAGUGACUCCGCAAAGCAUGUUCAUCAAAAUGCAGAAACUGCACAGAAUAAUUUAAUGAAUACUGGAGGAGAGCCAAUGCUAGAGGACAAGACUCCUGUAAAAUCAAGAAAGAGAAGAUCUUCUUCAGCCCUGCCUGCAAGCAACCGGGUUCUUCGAUCAAGGUCGCAGGAGAAGGCUAAAGAUUGUGAACCAAAUGAAGAGGUGAUUGAAGAAGGUGCUACUGGAACAACUAGAAGAAAAAGGAGGAAGAAAAAAGUGACACGGAAAAUGCCAGUAGAUCAGUUUGCUAGUAUAAAAACCCAUCUGAGAUAUCUACUUCACCGGAUAAAUUAUGAGCAAAACUUAAUUGAUGCUUAUGCCGGGGAAGGCUGGAAAGGACAAAGCCUUGAAAAGAUAAAGCCCGAAAAGGAGCUUCAACGCGCAAAAUCUCAGAUUUUUCGGUACAAGCUGAAGAUACGAGAUUUAUUUCAACGUAUUGAUACGUCGCUUGCUGAGGGAAAGCUUCCUGAAACUUUGUUCGAUGAUGAUGGACAGAUUGAUAGUGAAGAUAUAUUCUGUGCGAAGUGUGGCUCAAAGGACCUGACUCUAGAUAAUGAUAUUAUCCUUUGUGACGGAGCUUGUGAACGUGGAUUUCACCAAUUUUGUUUGGAACCUCCUCUUUUGAAAGACGAUAUUCCUCCGGGUGAUGAAGGUUGGCUAUGCCCUGGAUGUGACUGCAAAGUCGAUUGUAUGGAAAUGCUCAGUGAUUUUCAGGGAUCAACUUUUUCUCUCCUUGACAAUUGGGAGAAGGUAUUUCCUGAGGAGGCUGCUGCUGCGUUAUCAGGAACAAAGAUGGAUGAUUAUUCGGGACUUCCAUCUGAUGACUCUGAGGACGAUGAUUAUGACCCUGACAAACAAGAACAAGACCAGAUGGUUUCAGCAGAAGAAUCUAGCUCCGAUGAUUCAGCCGGUUCUGACUAUUUUUCUGCCGAUGAUGAUAAUGUGCCUGCACGUGAUGAUAAACAGAUUUUGGGGUUGCCUUCUGAUGAUUCUGAAGAUGAUGACUUUGAUCCCACAGCCCCUGACCUCAGUGACCAUUCUAAACAGGAAAAUUCAGGUUCUGAUUUCACAUCUGACUCUGAGGGAGAGGAUGUUGGUAGCAUUUUGAAUGAGGAUGACCAAAACAACAGUCCUGUUACGGGUUCUGUUGGUGAAGAAGUGAAGUUGGGUAGAGCAAAGAGAAAAUCAUUGAGUGAUGAAGUUGCAUAUCUUUUGCAGUCCAGCGAUGCUCCAAAAUCCGCAAGAAGACAUGUGGAAAGAUUGGACUACAAAAAACUGCAUCAAGAGACAUAUGGCGAUACUUCUUCAGAUUCAAGUGAUGAAGAUUAUGGGGAAACUACUGGUAUGAAGAGAGGAAAGAGAAGCGGUGGAAAAGGUAGUGUGCCUCAGAGAAAAAAUGACAGUGUUGGUAGUAUCGAGCGAAAUUACUCCCAGGAAGAGUGUGAGAAAAACCUUAUUGAGAAGAGCAAAAUCGAAGAAACUGGAAGCUUGAACGGAUCAGCUGAACAAGAAAGGACCGAUGAUGGUGGGUCCAACAGCAAAAGCUCUAGCCGAAAGUAUAAAAGACUUGAAGAAAGUGUAGUUCAGAGACUCCAUGAAUCUUUUAAGGAAAAUCAAUAUCCCAAACUUGAUGUGAAAGAGAGCCUGGCCCAAGAACUUGGGAUCAGCCUCCGGCAGGUUAGCAAAUGGUUUGAAAAUGCUCGAUGGAGUUCCCGUCAUAGUGCUCGAAUGGAAUCAAAGAUGGUUGGAACUAAUGGAACUUCUUCACCUGAAAACAGUGGAAAAAUAGCUCAGCUUGGACAAAAAUCACUCACAGAAGGUGCUUGCAAUGGCCCAGAAAAAAUCCCUCCAUCCCACUCCGCUCCUAAUAAGGAAGAAGGCCAGAGUGCUGGAGUGGCAGAAACAAAAUCAUCAACUAGUCUGAACUCCAGGAAGAAAAGAGGUGAUAAGUCUGGUCAUGACAGUGCGUAUAAGUUACCCAGCACUGAAAGAACUCCUGAGCCGGAAUUACAUGGUGAUACCUCAAAAUCUCGAGCAGUUCGGAGGAGUGGUAGAUUACAGACCAAGACUAGCAGCUGA